This is a messenger RNA of Arachis duranensis, 2249 nucleotides long. RefSeq names its product putative disease resistance protein RGA4. Lineage: Eukaryota; Viridiplantae; Streptophyta; Magnoliopsida; Fabales; Fabaceae. Gene Ontology annotation, molecular function: ADP binding. The transcript has 2 exons. Gene Ontology annotation, biological process: defense response to other organism. The record is from RefSeq and is a predicted model, not a curated record. The coding region runs from base 1 to 2220 and encodes 739 amino acids.
AUGGGUGUAUGUACAAAAGGAAUCUCUGCAAUCUGCACGGGCUAUGAAACCACAUUUGGUGAGACAUUCUACGAUAACAAUAAUAGGGGGUUUCCAUCUUUGCAACUUUGCCAUCUUCACUGGUCAAAGCAAAACCAAUCUCUAAUCUUUGUCUUUCUUUCUUCGAGGUGCGAUAGGCAAGGAGAUCAUCAAGAAGAGAGUUCAGAACUUGUUGCAAUAGGCAAGGAGAUCAUCAAGAAAUGUGGAGGAUCGCCUCUUGCAGCACUGGCAUUAGGAGGUGCGAUGAAUUCUAGAAGCACCGAAAAAGAAUGGGUUGAAGUUCAGAGAAGUGAUCUUUGGAGUUUACCAGAAGAGAAUGAUAUUAUGCGUGUCUUGAGAUUAAGCUACUCUUGUUUAUCGCCAACACUAAAGCAGUGUUUUGGCUUUUGUGCCAUAUUUCCCAAAGAUGAAGAAAUCAUGAAGCAGGAUUUGAUUCAUCUUUGGAUUGCUAAUGGGUUUAUUUCAUCACGGCUAAAUUUGGAGGUGGAGGAGGUUGGCGACAUGGUUUGGAAUGAAUUAUGCCAAAAAUCAUUCUUCCAAUAUGUGAGGAGUGAUGAUUCUUCUGGGAACAUUUAUUUCAAGAUGCAUGAUUUAGUCCAUGAUCUUGCUCAAUCUGUUUCAGAGCAAGAGUGUAUAUACUUGGAGUCGGAGAAACAAAGCCUAGGUGAUUUUUCAAGAAACCUCCAUCACAUUGGUUUUUCAGCCUUAAAUAGAAGUCAACUCAAGAAGAGAGACUUAGAGAAAGUUGAAUCCUUGAGAACAUUGUAUAAAUUGAAUAUAGAUCAACCGACUCCAACAAAUCAUUCUCUUCGGGUUUUGUGCAUAUAUCGUGGAAAGAAACCAUCUUUUGGGAGUUUAACUUGCUUGAGGUAUUUGGAACUUUGUGAUUUAGAUAAUAUAAAGAGCUUGCCUCCUAGUAUUUGCAAUUUGCGUAAAUUGGAAAUCCUGAAACUAAUAGCGUUGUGGAGACUUCACGAUCUACCAAAACAGUUGACUAAGAUGCAAAAUCUCCGACAUCUUAUCAUUGAAGCAUGUACUUCUCUAUCUAGUAUGUUUCCUGACGCUCACAAAUUACGUGAUCUGAGAACACUAAGUAAAUACAUUGUGAAAUCAGAGAAAGGGCAUAGUUUGACGGAAUUACGUGAUUUGAAUCUGGGAGGAAGGCUAAACAUCUCAGGCCUAGGAAAUGUUGGGAGUAUAUCUGAAGCUGAAGAUGCCAACUUGAAGGGUAAACAAGACCUUCGAGAAUUGAUUUUGUCAUGGAGCAAUAGUGGUUGGAGGAAGUCGGUAGUGGGAGCAGAAGAAGUACUUGAAGCGCUUCAACCUCACUCCACACUCAAGCUGUUGACGAUACACGCCUAUGAGGGAUUACAUUGGCCAACUUGGAUGGGAAACAAUUCUGCAACCAACAAUUUAAUUUCUCUUCACUUUUACGAUUGUCAAAACUGCCAUUUACCUCCAGUAGGCAAACUUCCAUGUCUAAAGAAGCUUGUGGUAUCAGGCAUGGAUGAUGUGCAGUACAUUGACGAAGAUGAAAGUUAUGAUAAUGUGGAAGCAACCCCAUUAUUCCGAUCUUUGGAGGAAUUGGAGGUCCACAAAUUGCCAAACAUGGAGCGGUUGUUGAAACGGGAAACAACACACAUGUUGCUCUCUCUUUCUUACCUCUACAUCAAUAACUGCCCUAAACUGCAAUUGCCAUGCCUUCCAAGUGUUAAAAAACUCCAUGUUAGGGAAUGUAGCAAUGAGCAACUGAAGUCAAUUUCUAAUCUCAACGGUCUUAAUGACCUUGAUCUUCAUGGAAGUGAUCAAGUGUUGUGCUUCCCAGAGGGGAUGAGGGACAACAUGACCUCUCUUGCAACUCUGGAGAUAUAUUCUUUCAGAGAAUUGAAGGAACUGCCAUCUGACAUCACAAAACUCACUGCUUUGUCUCAUCUAACCAUCAAUGACUGUGGAAAGCUGGAGUGUUUACCAGAACAGGGUUGGGAAGGCUUAUCUUCACUUCGAGAACUGUCAAUUGAAUUCUGUGAGAGUUUGAGAUCCUUGCCUGAUGGCGUUCGGCACUUAACUUCACUUCAAUCUUUGACUAUUAAUAGCUGUCCAGUGUUGAAAAAGCGAUGUGAGGAAGGAACAGGGGAGGAUUGGCACAAGAUAGCACAUGUUCCCCAUAUACGUUUGCGGUAAUCAUUGUAUCUGUUUAUUUGUAUCUUAGU